This is a messenger RNA of Gasterosteus aculeatus aculeatus (three-spined stickleback), 2777 nucleotides long. It is a transcript of the gene gmppb, whose product is annotated as GDP-mannose pyrophosphorylase B. Gene Ontology annotation, biological process: GDP-mannose biosynthetic process. The record is from RefSeq and is a predicted model, not a curated record. Gene Ontology annotation, molecular function: GTP binding; mannose-1-phosphate guanylyltransferase (GTP) activity. NCBI's taxonomy places the organism in Eukaryota, Metazoa, Chordata, Actinopteri, Perciformes, Gasterosteidae.
GAAGUGAAAGAAGGAAUCCGGAUUUGAACGAUCUUACGUGUCAUUCCCACAGUUUCAGUCAUUCACAAAUCACCUGGAGACUUUUGCUGAAAGAGAAUCCCGCAGCCUCACGCUCGCUGUCCCGUUGUCACUGCGACUCUCUUCUCUCAUCUCCAGGAUCGUUGUGGUCGCCCUGGUAACGGUCGCUAACGCCACAAGGAUGAAGGCUCUGAUCCUCGUCGGGGGUUACGGGACCCGGCUGCGGCCGCUCACGCUGAGCGUCCCCAAACCGUUGGUGGAGUUCUGCAACAAACCCAUCCUGCUGCACCAGGUGGAGGCCCUGGUGAAGGCCGGGGUGGACCAUGUGAUCCUGGCGGUGAGCUACAUGUCGGAUCUGCUGGAGCGAGAGAUGAGAGUCCAGGAGGAGAGACUUGGGAUUCGUAUCUCUCUGUCUCACGAGAAGGAGCCUCUGGGAACCGCGGGCCCUCUGGCGUUGGCUCGAGAGCUGCUGAACGUCGACAACGAGCCGUUCUUCGUCCUCAACUCGGACGUCAUCUGCGAUUUUCCGUUCAAAGAUCUGCUGCAGUUUCACCACAACCACGGCAAAGAGGGGACCAUCGUGGUGACGCGGGUGGAGGAGCCCUCGAAGUACGGCGUGGUGGUGUUCGAGGCCGACAGCGGCAGGAUUCAGCGCUUCGUCGAGAAACCGCAGGUCUUCGUCUCCAACAAGAUCAACGCCGGCAUUUACAUCUUCAAUCCCAGCAUGCUCAGCAGGAUCCAGCUGAGACCAACAUCCAUAGAGAAGGAGAUCUUUCCUGUCAUGGCAGAGCAGGGACAGCUGUACACCAUGGAGCUACAAGGAUUCUGGAUGGACAUCGGUCAGCCCAAAGACUUCCUGACCGGGAUGUGCAUGUACCUCCAGUCGCUGCGACAGCAGGCCCCCGAGAGGCUGCACACAGGGCCCGGUUUCCUAGGCAACGUUCUGGUGGACCCGACGGCGCAGAUCGGGGAGAACUGCACCAUCGGCCCCAACGUCACCAUCGGAGCCGGCGUGGUGGUGGAGGACGGCGUGAGGAUAAAACGCUGCACGGUGCUGAAGGGCGCGCGGGUCCGAUCCCACUCCUGGCUGGAGAGCUGCAUCGUGGGCUGGAGCUCCUCUGUGGGCCAGUGGGUCCGCAUGGAGAACGUGACGGUGCUCGGCGAGGAUGUGAUCGUGAACGACGAGCUCUACCUGAACGGCGCCAACGUCUUGCCUCACAAGUCCAUCAACGAGUCGGUCCCGGAGCCACGCAUCAUCAUGUAGCCGCGAAGAGAAAAGGCCUUUUCAUAUACGGACCCGACUGAAUACCCAAACUGUGCCAGAAGGGAGGGAGAACAAAAAAUAAUCAGAAAAAGGCCUUUUCUUUUAAAAAAAAAAAUUCAUUUGGACAUGUUUUUAGCCCUGCUCAGCUGCAUCAUCCAUCACAGAGAAACAAAGAGUGAGCCCGGUCCAGUCGACCACCGCCGGCCUUAUUAAGGGAAAAACGUGUACAACAGAGACUCAUAAUUAUUGAGUAAGAUCAUUUUGAACUACUGUAGAGCACCAGGACGUUCUCUCGCUUCUCGCCACAUAAGAAGAUUCAUAAAAGGCGCCGGGUGUUGACGCUGAGAGCCAGGUCAGCCCGCGGCGUUGGUGACGUGCAUUCUGGGAGACUUUCUCAACGAGCACAUUUACCUUUGAAGCUGACCAGUCACGUGUAAUGAUCAGAUGGUGGUGGGACUAACGGGAAGCGGGCGAUGCUGUCAUGAUGCGCUCUGCAUUCACAUUUCAUGGAUGGAAUCCUGAGAUAUCGGACUGCUACUAAAUGUUACAGCUGGUUACCGGUUGAAGUUUAAUUAAUUAAUGGAUAAUACAACAUCUGACACUUCAUCACGUGAUUUAUUUUCAUUAACGCUUCCAGCAGACGCGGACGUAAUGACAUCAUGAAUGUAAUGUGAUCGCUUUCUGUACGUAGACAUUGAUUAGCGAUUAGCAGGUGUCUCGUUGCCUCUCUGGACUUCACAGAAUGCAGCCUUUUUGAUUAACUAUUGCAGUUUAUCAAGUCUAUUUACAGAUAUUUCACACGCUGCUUCUUUAAGAGUAUCGCAGAACAAAUCUGUCUAAUCGUUCAACCGAUGAAUAAACACUAACAUGCUGAUAUUUAGAUUUAGCUUGUUAGCAUGCUAACAUACUUCCGCUGUUGAUCUUAGUGUUUUUCCACGUCGCCCGUUACAAGUUGUGCUGGAGGGUUUUUUCGGGGGGGGGGGGGAUUUAUCUCAAGGUCAAGAAUGAACUUUCAGUCAUUUAUAAAUCUACAACCUCCAUUUUCGGCUGGAUCUUGUAAUUUAGAUUGAUUUAAUUUACUCCAUCGUGCACUUGGAUGAAAAGUCAUCAGGAUUAAACUUUUCCGAAUGCAAUGUCAUGGCGGUCCGGCCCGAUGGUUACAGAGCAGAUUUCCCUCCUUGCACUGAAUGGAAUGGAAAAAAUGAAGCUUCUCGACUUGUGUGAAAAAUAAGACAUUUUACCGCUCAACAGUAAUCGUAGUAAAAUGAAUCUUUCUGAACCUCGUCACUGAGGGCGUCCUCGUUUUAUUUGCCUCAGCAGCUCAGAUGUGUGACUUGGUGACGUCACUUGAAACUGACCUCCGAUGGCAGCGGUGCCGCCUUCUUAUGCGGUUGUUGAUAAACGGUAUUUGGAACAUGUUAAGACUCUGUGUUUGAAUGAAGUAAAUCCUUGUAAUGGCACCUUUUUGAAAGAGAAUAAUACGAUCUACUGAACA